Messenger RNA from Ramularia collo-cygni, 2022 nucleotides. RefSeq lists its product as uncharacterized. The transcript has 2 exons. The record is from RefSeq and is a predicted model, not a curated record. Bases 1 to 2022 code for a protein of 673 amino acids. Lineage: Eukaryota; Fungi; Ascomycota; Dothideomycetes; Mycosphaerellales; Mycosphaerellaceae.
AUGCACACCAGAGUAGAUCAGACGUUCGAGGUCAUGUUGACACGGGCGGCAGCUCACGCCGAAGCAAUUCAGAGGCUAGUCGAACGGGUGGAUUGUCUCGCUAGAUCGACUGGACCAUUCGAGUAUCAAGGCAACACCGCUCCGCCACCCGAUUUUUCUUGGCCGACCACCGAAGAAAGCUACCCGAUCGUGGCACCACAGGACCUGACAUCAGAGAGGGUGACUCCUCCGUCCACGGUCCCUUCCAGAGACACCGAUGCAGCCUUGACCAAUGCUCUUACUUGGUCAAAGGUUGGCAAGGUUUUUGCUGCGUGCGGAAUCGAAAUCGACGACGACUAUCUGGUCACGGCGGAAGAGAGGCCCAUUUUGCAACUCCGAGCUAUGUGGGACCUGCAACCUGGUCAGCGCUAUGAGGAGGGGCCGGCGAUCUUGGAAUGGAUCAAGGGCAUUCAAACGGGAGGAUCAGACAGGUUGACGAUCAAGUCUCUAUAUGCGGCCUUUUGUCAGAACGUUCUGCACCUGCAGCCAUUCCUAUCAAGCCAAAGGAUCAAACGACUCCUCGAGACGUUUGUCAGCACAUACGGGAGUGGAACGCACAGUCAAGGAGGCCCGAAUCGGAGCGGAAAUGAUGUCGACCGCGUUGGAAGUCUCAAACGCAAACAUGGCACAUAUGCUCAUCCCGGGCAUCGAGUUGACUGCGCCCCGAACAAUGCAAUCGUACUACUCAUGCUUGCGCUGGGUGACACGGCACUGAAAGUGGACGCCGGGCUCGGCGCAGACACUAUUGUGCAUGCCGACACAGGACUUGGAGAUUUUGGGAAUACUCCUGGGCUACCGUACUAUACGAAAGCGGUCGAUCUGAUGGCCGGCCACAUGGAUGGAGACGAUCUUGUCCAUGCUCAGAUGUUCCUGCUUGCCGGUCUCUACAAGGCUCAGCUGUGUCGGAUACGGGAAGCCUCGAGUUGGUACUUUAUGGCCGGCAGGGUUCUGUUGCGUCUGCUCGAUCGACACCUUCUCAUAGCGAAGAAGUACAAUGCCGACAAUAAGCCAUCAUCAGGAGGCGGUAAAUCGGCCUCUACCGCGACUCCAUCCGUGUUGCCACCGCGCGAACGCCUGAUCGUGCUCGCUGCCUGGGCUUGUCUGCGAUUCGAAAGCGAAAUCACUCCCAAGCUAUGUCUUCCAUUGAGUGGAUUGGAACACAUCAAACAACGACUCCCCGUUCCUGAACAUCUUCUCGCAGAGAACAUUACUACCGAUAACAACACCUACUUGGGGAGUAUGUCCGAACUUGCGGCGCUAGAGGCUGGUCGUCUUCAAAAGCUGAACUCCAUGGCACGGGAGGAUUUCCGCUCGGGCGAUAACGUAAACUCUUCACCCGAGCGAUUGCGCGUUAUGAUGAAGAGUCAUAUCGCAGCUUUGGGUGAAUGGAGAAUGUCUCUGCCAGAGAAGUUACGGUGGACCGACCAAGCUCCGCCUCCAAAUUGCAACGUCACUGCCUCCUUUCGAAGAAGCUACUGGGAAGCCAAGGUUGCUCUUCUCAGGCCAUAUCUCUACUAUGCAUUACACGUGCUUCCGGACACACAGCACGCAGAGAACAUAUGUCUUCCAGCGGAGGUAGAUCGAGAUAUCAAAUUCGCACACGAUGCACAGAUUUUUGCCGCCGUUCACGCUUCGAUGAUGAAGUAUGGAAAGAGCGAGAUCCUGCGUAUGUCAGCUCUCUGCAUAGAAGCAGCGAAGCACAGUAUUUUGGCAUUCGAUGGCAUCAAAGGGAACCUGGUCCUGACCAAUAUCCCAAGUGUUGCCCAUGGACAGUUUAUGAACGUGCUGCUAUUGACGGCUGCACAUCGUGACAACGGAGUUCGACGAUUCAUCUCAGCCUCCGAGCUCAAGCGUUUCAUGGACAAGACAAUCGAGUUCACGCAGCGGUUCGCAUCGCUCUCACCGACUUGCGCAGCAGACUGCGCGUUAUUGCUACGAAUCAGGAAGACGUUGUUUGGUCAGCCUGAAGYAUUCGCCGUUUGA